UUUGGCGCCAUACGGCGUCGUCUGCUGGCUCUACUGUACUCAGUUCUCAGCUCUCUGCACUUUUCUUUUGCUUUUCCAGCAGCAGAAGCAGCAAAGGCCGACAAACGCGACCGCGACGCGAUUCGACUCGACCAAAAGCCAAGAGCCAAGAGCCCAAAGCCAAAAGGCAGGCGGCCAACUAGUUUUUCCUCAGUUCCUCCUUUUGGCUUAUAUUGUAUGUUGUUUAGUGUGCCAUUGGCGCUACCAACGUGCGGUUCGUUCUUGCGGUUUCGUGGCAGUUUCGGGCUUUAUUCAAAAGCCAACCAAAUCGCGUCUACUUCGUCGGCCCAAGAAGAAGGCAAGGAGCAAUCGCUGUUGACCCGUAAAACGAAACUAGCCAGAUCUAGAUUUUGCGUAGCCCAAUCCCUUAAAGUUCUUUGAACUUUUGACAAGACAAGGCUCCUGGCGGUUGUAUAACCCCAGUUUUUUGGUUGCACUUUAAAUGCAAUUACUUGAAUUUUAAUGGGCGCUAUUGAUUAUUUUACUUCCCCGGCGGUUUAGAGUAGGGGGGCGGGAACGAGUUGGAUCGAGUCAAUGUCUUUUCUGUCGCCCACACUGCGCUUGGAGAAUCUGGCCACGCAGCCCAUCAUGACGCAGGAUCAUGUGCCCGAGGACCAGCGCUACAACAAACAGAAUAUAGUGGCCCAAUGGUGUGUCCCCAUCAAUGGCAAGAUGUACCGCAUCGAGCUGGAACAUGGCACAACUAGUGGGCGGCGCAUGAUUUGGGUCAAUGGUCGGGAGGUGCUGCGACGCGACUGGAUGUUCAAGCUGGUCGGUGAGGACACCUUUCACAUCGAUCAGUCCCGCUGCAUUAUACGCGUUGAUCCAGCACCUGGCUUCAAGUACGAGUACUCCCUGUACAUCGACGGCAAGUCGCACGACCAGUACACAGAGGACGUCACACGUCAGUACCGGCUCUGGCUCAGCACUGGCCACUCUUCGAGCACCUCCGAAACACCCGCCCAGGAGUAUCGAAUAAUGCUCAAGCUGGACACGCUGAGUCUGUACGUGAACGAUGACCUGCGCGAGGAGGAGUCUGUUUUCGUUCACGGCGGCACGGACACCAAGUUCAUGCUGCAGGACACGGAAUUCGUGCUGCAGGCACGCUCAAGUGGCAAUAAACAUGAUGGCAUUGUUCACACUCUGCUGGCCAACGGAGUGCCCGUGCCAGAGGCAAAGAUUCAGGAGAUUAUGCAAGAGCCCGUCUCCAUACUGCAGAAUAAUUGAUCCAUGAAUCGAUGCGAUACGAUACAAUACGAUAAUGUUUUGCAUUUGUUGAUUUUUUUCUCACUGUCAAUUGUUAAUAAAUAAAUACUGAAAAAUUAAAACAGA
Drosophila pseudoobscura is the source of this 1371-nucleotide messenger RNA. RefSeq names its product fas apoptotic inhibitory molecule 1. The transcript has 4 exons. Gene Ontology annotation, biological process: canonical NF-kappaB signal transduction; negative regulation of extrinsic apoptotic signaling pathway via death domain receptors; positive regulation of neurogenesis. Bases 574 to 1266 code for a protein of 230 amino acids. NCBI's taxonomy places the organism in Eukaryota, Metazoa, Arthropoda, Insecta, Diptera, Drosophilidae. The record is from RefSeq and is a predicted model, not a curated record.